CUUUGAGCUCCGGAGAUAGAUUUUUUUUUUUUGGGUAAUGGCUUCGUCGCUGCAAAGCUCUGGGAUGUUGACGAAAGAGCAAAUGGUUUACCUCUUUGAUCAAUUCGAUUACUUGACAUCGCAAUCUGAUGUGAAGAAACGAAUCUCUGACGCUGUAAAGGAUAAGCAGGAAGCUGUUGCGGUCACUACUGCUAUUCAAGAGGAGAUAUUCUUGGAGAUGGGAAUUGAUCCGGGAUUUGGUAUUGGCUGCUUGGGAAAGUUGAACUCAACAUUUGAAAAUGAUAAAGAGUUGAUGAUUGGUUUCUACAAGUUCCUCGCUAAACUUUUUUAUAGGGAAGAGAUGGCAUGUGAAGAAGCUGAGCUUGGACCAGAAGGAUUUGAACAGAAAAUGAUAGCACAACAACAGUUACAAGAACAGCAACUGGAGAUGCUUAUGUAUAUGCGGAAAUUUUCUCUAGAUGAGCAAUCAGUUAUCCUUCAAAAGCUUCAAAAGCAACUCGAAAGUGCAGAUUUUGAUCCUGAGGCAUCACUUUUGUCAGUAGAGGAAAUGGAGGAAGCAGGAAGAAGAAGAGUGUCACCUGUUUUUGGAGGCAGAUAGCUUUUCUAUUCUCACAAGCUACUUCAAUUUCUGUACUCAAGUCUCUCUUCUCUUGUCAUCUCCAUGUAAAUGUAAAAAAAAGUUGAAAGUCGAAACAUACAGUUAACUUAUCACAACUGUUAUCAUUUGUUCUUGGAAAUGUCA
This is a messenger RNA of Capsella rubella, 742 nucleotides long. RefSeq lists its product as uncharacterized. The transcript has 7 exons. NCBI's taxonomy places the organism in Eukaryota, Viridiplantae, Streptophyta, Magnoliopsida, Brassicales, Brassicaceae. The record is from RefSeq and is a predicted model, not a curated record. The coding region runs from base 38 to 598 and encodes 186 amino acids.